AUGGCAAAAAUUAUUAUUAUCAUUUAUGCUACAUACACUCACGUAUAUCAAUUGGCCUUAGAAAUAAAAAAGGGUGUAGAAAGUGCCGGAUACGGAUCGGAAGUUGAAAUUUAUCAAGUUCCUGAAACUUCACAGGAACAAGUCCCAAAUCAAGUGCAUGAACACCAAAGGCCGGAUAUUCCAUUUAUUAUUGCCGAAAAAUUAGCGGAAGCUGAUGGAUUUCUUUUUGGAAUUCCCGCUAGAUUUGGAAAAUUCCCAGCUCAAUUUAAAGAGUUUCUAGAUUCAUCAAGUCAAAUUUUAGGUAAAGAGUCAUUAAACAAUAAAUUUGGAGGAAUUUUUUUUUCAAUGGAUGCCCAACAGAAUGGUCAAGAAAUGAUAGCUUUCACAGCAAUAAACUGGUUAUCGUCUCAUGGUAUUAACUUUGUUCCACUCAGUAAUGGAUCAUAUGAAGGAUUGAUCGGAGGAUCUUGGGGAGCUAGCACUGUUACGGAUAAUGAAGGUUUAUCCGAGAAAGAGAAAGAAACAGCACAAUUUCAAGGAAAGAAAUUUGCAGAAAUUGUUACAGCUUAUGUUAAAGGAAGGCAAGAAUAA
Messenger RNA from Cetraspora pellucida, 591 nucleotides. NCBI's taxonomy places the organism in Eukaryota, Fungi, Glomeromycota, Glomeromycetes, Diversisporales, Gigasporaceae. The record is from the annotation of a GenBank genome assembly.